ACAGCGAAAACGAAUAGAGAGGGGGAAACGAAAACUAGAGUGAUGAGCGACGCGUUGAGGAGAGACUAUCAAGUGAACGAAGAGAUCGGCCGGGGAAGAUUCGGCACUGUUUUUCGAUGUAUUUCCAGAGCUUUUGGUGGAUUCUAUGCUGUUAAAUCCAUGGACAAGAGGCGAAUCUCCGCCGGUGAUUCACUCGACUCUGAAUGUCUUGUGAACGAGACGAAGAUUCUUCAUCUCCUUUAUCCUCAUCCUCACAUUCUUGCUUUGCAUAAUCUCUACGAAGAUGAAUUUCACCUCCAUAUAGUUCUCGAUCUCUGUUCUUCCGAUCUCCUUCGGCGAAUUAAUCUCCAGGUUUUUUCUGAGGCGGAGGCUGCUUUGGUUAUGUCGCAACUGAUGAGUGCGUUGGCUCAUUGUCACCGUCACGGCGUUGCGCACCGUGAUAUUAAGCCGGAUAACAUUCUGUUUGACGAGUGGAAUUCGUUGAAACUCGCGGAUUUCGGAUCGGUUGAGAUGUUUAAGCUGGGAGAAGAAUCGAUGAGCGGAGUCGUCGGAACGCCGUACUACGUGGCGCCGGAAGUGCUGGCUGGAAAAAACUACGGCGAGAAGGUCGAUGUGUGGAGCGCCGGUGUGGUUUUGUACGUUAUGUUGGCUGGUUUUCCGCCGUUUCAGGGAGAAUCGGUUGUUGAGAUCUUUCAUGCGGUGUUGCGAACGAAUUUGAGAUUUCCGCCUAGAGUUUUCCACUCCGUAUCGCCCAUGGCGAAAGACUUGCUUCGAAAAAUGCUCUGUAAAGAUGUUUCCAGGAGACUCUCCGCCGAACAAGUCCUCAGGCAUCCAUGGAUAACAGCUGGGGGGGAAACAGGCCGGCAAAGGAACUAGACUAAAGUUUUGAGCAGAGUCGGUACUUUUUUUUUGUUUUUACUUUGUUUUUGUGUUUGGCGCGCGCACUGUAAAUAUGACGGAGCUGCAUUCGAUCGAUGAUGCCACACAGUUAGUAGUGUGAAAGAAUUUGUAUAACCUCUGAAACCUCUCUGUAAAUAACGAUAAAUAAUAUAUACUUCGCUUUUUUUUU
Messenger RNA from Cucurbita pepo subsp. pepo (vegetable marrow), 1069 nucleotides. Its product is annotated as phosphoenolpyruvate carboxylase kinase 1. Gene Ontology annotation, biological process: protein phosphorylation. The record is from RefSeq and is a predicted model, not a curated record. Lineage: Eukaryota; Viridiplantae; Streptophyta; Magnoliopsida; Cucurbitales; Cucurbitaceae. Gene Ontology annotation, molecular function: protein kinase activity; ATP binding.